AUGAACAAGAACAUCAUGAUCGACAAAGCAAAGUGGAAGGCCCAGAACGUACAGAAGAGGAUGGGGAAGACGCAGAAGAGGAGGAUCAAGGAAAAGCCUCAUCAGCGACACAACCGGUCGGAGAAGAAGGAGCUCGUCAGCACCAAGUUGCUGCGCAGCAUGCGCCAGGAGGAAUUCCCGCGGCCACGCCUCUUCCAUCUCCCUCCGUCGGCGUCCCCGCGGCUGGAGAUCCGACUGCACAGACCAGUGGGGGCGGCGCUGGCACAGGCGCCACGCACCCCGGUCUUGCCGGUGCACCGAAAGACAGUGCAGGGGAAGCAGCGGCGCAGGGCACCGCCAACAACACAAAUCGGAACACCGCCACUACGACUGACAGUAAGCAGGGGAGUGGAGUUGCUGGGGUUUCUCCCACGCCCGGCGAUUCUGCGCGCGUGA
Messenger RNA from Trypanosoma conorhini, 435 nucleotides. RefSeq lists its product as uncharacterized. Lineage: Eukaryota; Euglenozoa; Kinetoplastea; Trypanosomatida; Trypanosomatidae. Bases 1 to 435 code for a protein of 144 amino acids. The transcript has a single exon. The record is from RefSeq and is a predicted model, not a curated record.